Messenger RNA from Rhizophagus irregularis DAOM 181602=DAOM 197198, 1785 nucleotides. NCBI's taxonomy places the organism in Eukaryota, Fungi, Glomeromycota, Glomeromycetes, Glomerales, Glomeraceae. The record is from RefSeq and is a predicted model, not a curated record.
UUUACACCACAAAACCAAAGAAGCCAAAUUCUGCUUCACGUAAAGUUGCUCGUGUUAAACUUUCCACUGGCAAAUUUGUGACAGCAUAUAUACCGGGAGAAGGUCAUAACUUGAGUGAGCAUUGUGUUGUUCUUGUGCGAGGCGGACGUGUUAAAGAUUUGCCCGGUGUUAGAUAUCAUCUUAUUAGGGGAGCUUAUGAUUUUGCUGGUGUACCAAAUAGAACUACUUCUCGCUCAAAAUACGGAACAAAAAAACCAAAAGCAACCACUAAAUAAAAUUAUUAACGGUAACUACCUAAUCUAGGUAAUUUAGGUUUUACGUUGGCGCAGUUAAAUUAUUAAAUACUGUAUAAAAGAGAUCAUCAGAGAUUCAAAAAAAAACGGAAUUUUUUUUUUUUUUUCCUAUCUUUAUCAUGUCAUCAAAUUUAAUAAAACCUUCAAUUCUCUCACAUUCCCCAAAAAGUUUUAUUUCGGUUCUGAAGUCUCACGGAAUUACUAAAUUUCACUUACAUUUUAAUCGAAAAACAAGGAGAGUUAUAGCAUCUCAUCCCAUUUUACAACCUAUUGGAGAUUAUUUUUUUCAAGAAGGAAUUGAUUUUGAUAAACAUGAAGGAAUUUUUGGCCAGAUCGGUCCUAAAUCUGGUGUAUUGCAGGGAGCAUUUGCACAUAGGACUUGUCGGGGUGCUGCGGCAGGUGGUGCUCGAAAUUGGAGUUAUAACAGUAUAGAAGAUUGGUUCCGCGACGGGAUUCGUUUAUCUAGAGCGAUGACACAUAAAAAUGCUCUUGCCGAAUUAUGGUGGGGAGGAGGGAAAGGUGUAAUAGCUAGAAACUCUGGAGUUGGAUUAGAGGAAGGAGAUACACCUUUACAACGUCGUUUAGUCUUUGAAGAAUACGGUCUUUUUAUUAGUUCGUUGAAGGGUUGUUAUGUGACAGCUGAAGAUGUAGGAACGAAAGAUGAAGAUAUGUCUGCAAUUUUUUCAAAAACACGGUUUACUACCUGUAUUCCACCAGGAUUUGGUGGCAGCGGAAAUCCAAGUUCACCAACGGCAAGAGGAGUUGUUCGUGCACUUGAAGCCGCUUUUUCACACAUAGGUAGAAAAUCGUUAGAAGGUGCUACGAUUGCUGUUCAGGGAGUUGGCCACGUCGGUUCUAAUUUUAUACAAUUUUUACUUGAAAAACGCGUCAAGCGCAUUAUUGCUUGUGACGUAGAUCCACAAAAACUUCAAGUUGCAGAAAAAAGAUUUAAAGAAUUUUAUGAUGGCAAGAUUGAGUUUCGACUGACUAAGCAAAAUGAUCAUUCGCUUUUAUUUGAAGAUGUUGACGCCGUUUCACCUUGUGGAAUUGGUAAUAUAUUAACUCCACAAACAAUCAAAAAUAUUAAAACAAACAUCGUUUGUGGCGCAGCCAAUAAUCAAUUAGGAGAUCCGGCUAAAGAUGAUAAGCUACUUGCUGAACGAGGAAUCAUUUAUGUACCAGACUUUUUGGCUAAUCGGAUGGGUAUUGUCAACUGUGCUGACGAGCAAUACGGUUAUAUUGAUGACGAUCCAUUUAUUGAAAAACAUUUAGGCGAUUCAUGGGAGAAUUCGAUAUAUAAUUGUACAAAAUUAAUUCUAGACAAAGCUAAAGCAACAAAACGAACUCCACAAGAAAUAGCAGUAGAAUUAGCAGAACAAAAAUCUUUUGUAGAACAUCCGAUCAGAGGACAUCGUGGCAUACAAAUUAUCGAAAGUUUGAUAAAAAAAUCAAACUAAUUAAUUAAAAAAUAAAUUAUCAAUAAAUUUAUAAU